This is a messenger RNA of Malania oleifera, 2528 nucleotides long. Its product is annotated as protein gamma response 1. The record is from RefSeq and is a predicted model, not a curated record. Gene Ontology annotation, molecular function: flap-structured DNA binding; double-strand/single-strand DNA junction binding; damaged DNA binding. The transcript is spliced from 3 exons. Gene Ontology annotation, biological process: double-strand break repair via homologous recombination; DNA double-strand break processing involved in repair via single-strand annealing. Bases 256 to 2202 code for a protein of 648 amino acids. NCBI's taxonomy places the organism in Eukaryota, Viridiplantae, Streptophyta, Magnoliopsida, Santalales, Ximeniaceae. Gene Ontology annotation, cellular component: site of double-strand break.
GGAGGGAAUGGUCAAUCUAAACAACGUCGUUUUCCUUUCACCAUUAAACUGCGCCACAACCUGCUUAAAUUUGCUUCCCCGCUCUGUCCCGCUAUCUUUCUCCGUCACUCUCCGUCUCCUCUCCCUCUCUCUCUCUCCGAAUCUGCGGAACUUCUGUUCGAUCUUAGACGCCAAGCAGCUUUCCUCGCCGUCAAUUUGAUCAUUGGGCCCCGUGGGCCGCCGCCUGUCGCCGUUGUCAACUCCUGCCGCUCAGAUAUGAGGGGGCACCUGCAAAACUCUUUGCAACUAGAGUAUCCCAGUGACAAUGAGGAUGAGAAAUUUGUUUCUGGGCUUAGUACUAUACUGGUUGCCACAAUUCAGGAAGCAAAAGAUAAAAUUUCUCAAAUAGAAUAUAUUUUCUGCAGCCAACUAUUUCCUAAUUUUCAAUCCAAAUCAAAGAGCCUUCAGAAAAUUUAUUCAGAGGCCAAGAAAGAUGCAGAAGAUGCCUGGAAAAAGAAGGAAACUGAUCUCUUACUGCAGUUAGAGAAACUUAAGCUUGAAAAGCAGCAAGCUUUUGAAGAAAAUAAUGCUCUCCAUCUGGAGAUGGCAAAUAUGUCAAAGGAGCAGGAAGAAACUAUGAAGUUGCAUUUUGGAAAAAUAAAAAAUCUAGAGAAGAGAGUUGGUGAGCUAGAAGUGGAGCUCCUUCAGAAGUCUAGGGAAGUUGAUGAGGGAAUGGCAUUUCAGGGAAAACUAGUCCAACUGGUUCAAGCAAAAGUCACCGCAAUAGCUAAUAAAGAAAAACAACUGAAAGAACUUCAAGACAACACAAACAUGCAUGUUGUCAAACUAAAAUAUUUAGAGAAGAAAGUUGAUGAGCUCCAAGAGGAGCUUCGGGAGAAAACUGAUAAAAUAAGCAAGGGAAAGGAGUUGCAGACAAAUUUACUCAAAAAAGUUGAAUCACAGGAUCUAAAGAUGGUGGAAAAUGAACUCCUGUUGAGUGAUUGCAAAGAAGAAAAGGAAAAACUCAGUGUUGUUGUAGAACAUCUAAAGGGCAAUGUUGAUAGACUCCAAGAGGAGCUGAGGAAGAAAACUGAAGAAGUAGAGGUGGGGAAAAAAAUGCAUGAAGAAUUGCGUCAGCAGAUUAAUUUGAAUGGCUUAAAAGUGGUUAAGAAUGAACAGCAGUUAGAAGAGCAUGACAGUGAGAAAAAACUGCUUCAGGCUAAAUUGAAAGGUUUAGAAGAGAAAAUUGAUAAGCUUCAAGUGGAUAUCAGACGGAGGAGCAAGGAAAUGGCUGAAGGAAAAGAAUCGUAUGAAAAAUUGCUCAGACAGGCUGAAUUGAAAGAUUCUGAAUUGCUGUCUGUGAAGAAAAGAAUGAAGGAUUUCAUUGGUGCUUAUAAAAGUCUUAAAUCUCAGUACAACUACAUCUGCAAAAAGCAUGGCCAUAUCACGGAGAAUAUGCCGGGCCCAACUACAGCAGAAGCGGAAAGUGAUUCAUCGAAGCAUUUUCUGAAGCCAAGUACUUCAACGGACUCCGAAAAAAAAAUUCUGGAUGCUUCUGCAGUUGCGUCUGACACAAACAAGCUGAAGAAUGGAAUCAUUUUACCAGAAAAUCUGGAGGAUGAAAAAGGAAUCAGAUUAAGUAAAACCUCAUGUUCCCAUGCCUCUUCUGGUUCCCUUUCAUCAUCAAAAUGGUCCGAAAAAAAAUCUGGCCCGCUAGCUGGCACCAAGCGAUCCACAUCUUACUGGAGGGAUACCAGGUCUCGGAAAUGCCAAGGUGGAGCUGACCCGCACGAUGAUUUUCUUGAUACUCCUCUUGAGAAUAUCAGAGAAAACUUUAACAAAGCCAUAAAGGAUCAUGAUCUUCCUGGUCCUGUACCAGAAGGCGCUAAUUUUGACAGCUCUGAUGAUGAGACACAGGACAUGAAUGUAGAUGACAACAUGCAGAAGCAGCAAAUUCCAGUGCCAGGACCAGGCACGAGGGGUUUUAAAUAUGUCGAACCGGUAAGAAAGAAAGCUGAGCGGGAAAAUUUGAAAGGAGUUGAAUGCAAGCAGUGCAAAAAAUUCUAUGAUGCUGUUCUUCCAGAUGGAGGCAAGGAUGCUGAUGGUAAUAAGCAUAAUGCCCGCUGUGAGCAUCAUGAUGGUGUUUCUAGGCAUCGAUACAAGUAUGUUCCUCCUAUGACUCCGGAAGGAUUCUGGAAUAUUGGGUUUGAUUCUGAAUUGUGAGUUUCUUGAGCUGCACGCUGAUCUUAUUUGCAGCACACUUAACUUUGAUAUUUAAUUAUAUUUUGCCUGCUUCAUGGUCUUAAGUGAACGUAAGUGGGUAAAAAUUGAUGACAAGGUGGAGUGCAAGCAAUCUUUGAUCAUCAAGGAUAAUUCAUCAAUUCUUCAAACAUUUUCAAAGUUCCUUUCCUCAAACUUUUACAAGACCUAUCAUGAUUGAAAAGUUAACAUUUUGUAAUUCUGCAUUCUUUACUCAAUAUUUAACAAGGAUGUCCAUUUGUAGCAAUGAUUUCAUCUUUGAAUGGUUGAAUUGUGUGAUAGUUCUCAUC